Molecule: messenger RNA, 962 nt
Organism: Eupeodes corollae
Lineage: Eukaryota; Metazoa; Arthropoda; Insecta; Diptera; Syrphidae
Product: alpha-ketoglutarate-dependent dioxygenase alkB homolog 7, mitochondrial
Exons: 5
Coding region: 116-907 (263 amino acids)
Biological process (GO): fatty acid metabolic process; DNA damage response
Cellular component (GO): mitochondrial matrix
Source: RefSeq, a predicted model, not a curated record
AACUGACCCAAAUAAGGUUUUUUUUUCCUUAACUUUAUUGAACGUUCUCAUGUCAAUGAAAAUGUAAAACAGCUGUUUAGAAGUGAAGUAAAUACAAAUUUUAAACUUUUAAAUUAUGGCUUUAUUAUUAAAUUUAAGAAACAGAAAUCUAUUAAAAAGUUGUAUAUUAUCAAGUAAACAAUUCCUGGACUUAAAUGGAAAGAAACGAUUAUCAACAGUUCUAAGCACAAACUCAGAGUCCGGUUAUAGUUGCAUAGAAUUCCAUGGACACUGGCCAGAAGAGGAACAAACCAACUUUCUCAAGGACAUGCGAAUUAUUCAAGAUUUCAUUAGUGUCGAAGAAGAAACAAAACUUUUCGAAGAAAUAGAGCCAUACAUAAAGCGAUUACGAUAUGAAUUUGACCACUGGGAUGAUGCAAUUCAUGGCUUCCGUGAAACAGAACGUAAAAAUUGGUAUCCGCACAACAGAGAAAUAAUAGAAAGAGUACGAUCUACUGCGUUUGCUGGCGAGAUAAUGCAAUAUGUUCAUGUUUUAGAUUUGGCUGAGAAGGGUGUUAUAAAACCACACGUAGAUAGCACUAGGUAUUGCGGAACAACAAUAUCUGGAAUAAGUUUGCUAUCUGAUGCUGUUAUGAGGCUUGUUCGUACUGACGAGAAAAAGUACCAACAAGGAAAUCUCUCCGACGACAAGGGCAAUGAUAACGAAUAUAGAAAUCAACCUGUUACAAAAUUAGAAGGCAAUUUCUAUGCUGAUAUUUUGCUCAGUCAGCGCUCCCUGUACAUAAUGAGUCAUUCGGCGCGAUAUAACUUUACUCAUGAAAUUCUUUCGAAUGAGAAUUCAAUAUUCAAAGGAACCCCAAUUAAGAAAGGCAGACGGAUUUCUAUAAUUUGUCGAAAUGAUCCUUAAUUAAAGAGCAAAUAUUUAAAAUUAUUUUGUUUUUAAAUAAAAAAUAUAUAUUUUA